AUUAAACAAAGACAAAAAGUUUGAUGCGAUAUGCGAAUAUAUACACUUCUGCAUAUUCAAUAACAAAACGAAACUUGUGAAAGAUUAUUAAACCAUUCUAAAACAUUCAAACUAAUUGCGAUGGAUUGCGAUAGUAUUCAAAUGGCUAUAGCAGAAGAAAAUCAAUCGACAGAACGCAAAGAAUGUGGACGAAGGGGUCGAAAACCUGGCAGAAAGACAUCCUCAGAAAAGGUGGAUGUAAAAGCGAAACUCGAACGUAGCAGACAAAGUGCACGGGAAUGCCGCGCUCGGAAAAAGCUAAGGUAUCAGUAUCUGGAGGAGCUAGUUGCGGAUCGGGAAAAGGCAGUUAUUGCCCUGCGUGCUGAACUGGAGCGAUUAAUGCAAUGGGACAAACAGCUGGAGGAAAAUGCCAGUCCGAAUGAUAUUGAUCAGAUGCUUAAGGAAAUUGGUAUACUUAAACAAGAAACCAGUUCCUAAACUAAAAGUACAAAAUAAGUUACUAUAUGUAUACUUUCAUACAAUCAUAUUGCUUUUUUACAACACAUAUAUUGUUUACAUAUAUAUACAAUUAUAUUUAUAAAGAAUUAGCUUAUAAGCUUAUGCCAUCAUCCACAAAUGUACUUGCGCAAACUGAGCGGAUAUACCUGAGUUACAGUGAAUAAAAAAUAAUCUUUUAUUAUCAAA
This is a messenger RNA of Drosophila grimshawi, 684 nucleotides long. It is a transcript of the gene REPTOR-BP, whose product is annotated as REPTOR-binding partner. Gene Ontology annotation, molecular function: DNA-binding transcription factor activity. Lineage: Eukaryota; Metazoa; Arthropoda; Insecta; Diptera; Drosophilidae. The coding region runs from base 121 to 477 and encodes 118 amino acids. Gene Ontology annotation, cellular component: nucleus. The transcript is spliced from 4 exons. The record is from RefSeq and is a predicted model, not a curated record. Gene Ontology annotation, biological process: regulation of DNA-templated transcription.